GGAACCCUGACCAAUCUUGGGUAAAAUCGCUUAGAACCCUGCUGUGGAAUUUCGCCCACACAACUUUCGCAGCAUCGACUAAAUUUGUCUCGUUGAACGUUGACUUCUUUCCCUCUACAACCAACCCAGAGUCACCCAUCAAUACCGACAAGAUGCCUCAGGAAAUCGCAGAUAUCAAGAAGUUCAUCGAGAUCUGCCGGCGAGAGGACGCUAAGUCCGCCCGGAUCAAGAAGAACAAGAAGUCGUCGCAGACCAAGUUCAAGGUCCGAUGCUCCAAGCACCUCUACACCUUGAUCCUCAAGGACUCCGACAAGGCCGAGAAGUUAAAGCAGAGCUUACCCCCGAACCUAUCGAUUAAGGAGGUUCCCAAGAAGAACAAGAAGGGCAAGCACACGGCAUAAGCAUGUAACCAUGCUUCCGGGGUGAUAGAAGAAAACUACCAAUCGCAACUGGGGAUGUCUCAGUACGAUGGAUGGAAAUAGGGUCUACAAACGCGGUCAUCGAGAGCCGAUGAGGUGAUGCAUAUUGCUUGGGGUCUGGCUGGCAUGUUCAUGAGGCGGCGUCUAAAGGAUACCUUCCCGAAUUGAUAUUCUCGAGCACGAAAAGGAGCUUGUAGACAACAAUUCAUAACAAUUGCACAAAAAAA
Hypoxylon trugodes is the source of this 646-nucleotide messenger RNA. RefSeq names its product ribosomal protein L38e. The coding region runs from base 153 to 401 and encodes 82 amino acids. The record is from RefSeq and is a predicted model, not a curated record. Gene Ontology annotation, biological process: protein-RNA complex assembly; translation. The transcript is spliced from 4 exons. Gene Ontology annotation, molecular function: structural constituent of ribosome. Lineage: Eukaryota; Fungi; Ascomycota; Sordariomycetes; Xylariales; Hypoxylaceae. Gene Ontology annotation, cellular component: ribosome; cytosolic large ribosomal subunit.